Messenger RNA from Physella acuta, 2481 nucleotides. RefSeq lists its product as uncharacterized. Gene Ontology annotation, molecular function: GTP binding. The record is from RefSeq and is a predicted model, not a curated record. Lineage: Eukaryota; Metazoa; Mollusca; Gastropoda; Physidae.
CAGUAUUGUCAACUGUGUUAGAGAGAGAGAAAGAGUUGUUUUCCUAACUUCAUUUUUAAUGUGGUUUGUGGUUUUCAAAUUAAUCUGUGUCGAUGUAGGUUGUGUACUUUAGAAUCCGACAACAACGUUACACAUCUGUGUAUUUCUGUGACUGAACAUUAAUUGGAAGAAAUAAAUCUACAGUGACAUACAAGCAUGGCUUCCGACGCAUCCUCAGAUGUUAUAAAAAAAUAUACAUUCGCUCUACUCGGAAAAACCGGAAAUGGCAAAAGCUCAACCGGCAACACAAUUUUAGGAUACGACGCCUUUUUUAAAUCUGGCAAUGCGCACGCAUGCACCCAGCUGACUGUCUGCAGGUACAGACGACGCAGUGAUGCAGAAAUUAAAGUGGUGGACACCCCGGGGUUGAUGGAUACGAACGACACGCAAGAGGUCCAGAACAUCGCGGAAAACCUCCCGAUGAUAAUGAGCGUUUGCCCUGAGGGAUUUGAUGCCAUGUUGAUUGUUCUGAAAUACGGCAAUCGCUUUACUAGUGAAGAAAAAAAGGCUAUAGACUUAUUAAAAACGGUGUACGGGCCAAAUUUUAUUAGAGAAAAUUGUAUUGUUAUAAUAACAAACGGAGAUACAUUCGAAGAAGAGAAUUCCAUUUCCUUUAAACAAUGGUGCAGAGAACAGAAGGACCCUAUCAAACCUUUAUUUGAUGAAUGUAAUUUCAGGGUUAUCCUGUUCUACAACAGAAAAGACGAGAAGUAUAGCGCAAAGCGUCAAGCAGCGGUAGAAGAACUUCUAAAUUUAGCAUCGCAGCUCACUAGAAGGGGACGCUACACUAGCGAUCGCUUUCAAGCUUGUUAUCUUGAACGAGAAAGAUUGAUUCUAAAAUACCAGCUUCCUACUCUAAGUGCCGAAAUCCAACGAAAAAUCUCACUACUGAUGUAUGACAUACAAUGUGGUAUUGACGACAACAGAAUAUUUACUCAAGAAUUCAUGCUAAAGCUGGAACUCCAGGCUACUGGGCUGUACAAGGAAAUCAAGGAAAAAGCUAAAGGAACAAAUCUCUUGAAAGAUUUGGAAAAACAAUGUGAAAAGCUCUGUAACGACAUACUCAAGAUGGACUUCACAGUCAACUAUCUUUCAAACAUAUACUCUCAGCUCAUCGAACUACAAAAUCCUGUUGUCACUUCACUGGUCGUAAAUACCAUCAAAUUGAGUUGUAGAAAUAUAUUUUUGAAACAAAAAGACUCAUGGUGCCAUAUUCUUUGAUUACCAAUUAUUAUUAAUCAACAACUCCUUCAAAAAAUGACUAAAACCUAAAACUAGAAACUAAAACUAAAGAAAAUUACUUUAAAAAAAAAAACAAGGACUCACAUAAAACAAAACAAAUUGUAGUGUUGUGGAUAUGUUUCUCCAUCAUUCAAGACUGCUAAAAUGUAUGUAGUUUCAAAAGCAGACUGACUCAUAGUUAGUGGUGGCUGGCUGUGAGAGAUUCUCGGUAAAUUUUAAAAGGGGCCCCAACCCCAGAAAAAAAAUAUAAUUGUGCAUUUUUUUUCUCUAUAAAAGCCUGAAUUCUACGCCGUGGCAUGAAGAAAAUGUAAUUUACAACCAAUUUUAAAAAACCAAUCAUUUCUUAUAGGACUAUUACAGCACCGUUCAUGGUGGCCCAUCGACAUUUUUUCCUGGGGGCCCAACUGAAUUUUUCCAGGUAAACCGGUGAGCCAGUCCACCCCUGCACACAGUAGCCCCUAUUUUCUUUGUCCGUGCACACUGAAAAUAUAGUGAUAGGCUUAUUCGUGUUUUCUGAUUAAGACAACUGACCUACUUAGGAUCCAGUGAUGUGUUACUGGCUACUGCACAGUGAACAGGUUGAUAAAACCCAAACGGCAUGCGAGCUUGCUUGAAGCGUACGAUUGUGUAUCACACGACCGUAUAUCACACUACAGUAUAUCACACGUCUGUGCAUCAUACUGCUGUAUAUCACGCUACAUUGUGUUACACUACAUUAGUGUAUAUCACACCAAACUUCUCGGUACUGUAAUAGAACUAAACAGUUUCUCAUAUCUCAAGAAUGUUGUAUCACUUCGUUUUGUUGUGACGAGUUAUCGCAUUAAAGUACAUAACAUACCAACACAUCACCCAUUUAAAGAAUAAAAGAAUGAACAAACUACAAAUUAAUUUGAUAUUUGUAGGCAAUGGAAUGCUCAUAUAAGAACAGUAUUGUUCGAUUGUCAUAAUAAGGGGGUGUGAUUGAAAAAAAGAUUAAAUUACAUCAAUAGACAGUAUGUUUGAUUAUUAAGUGAACUGUUUGACUUUUCUUCCUAUAAUGUCAAUCUUGUAAUCUAAUUUUUUUUUUUUACAAAUUGUUAUUUUCACUUUUUAAAUAAAUGCAUAACCCCAAUACUAGUUGUAAAAAAUUACAGUAUAGUGAAUUGAUGUUUUUACAUUAUUCAAUCUUUCAAAGUUGUUCUUAUCGUGUAAUUAUUAGCU